This is a messenger RNA of Homalodisca vitripennis (glassy-winged sharpshooter), 10565 nucleotides long. Its product is annotated as serine/threonine-protein kinase WNK1-like. Bases 426 to 8651 code for a protein of 2741 amino acids. The transcript is spliced from 36 exons. Gene Ontology annotation, cellular component: cytoplasm. Gene Ontology annotation, molecular function: protein serine/threonine kinase activity; ATP binding; potassium channel inhibitor activity. Gene Ontology annotation, biological process: monoatomic ion homeostasis; positive regulation of sodium ion transmembrane transporter activity; positive regulation of potassium ion import across plasma membrane. NCBI's taxonomy places the organism in Eukaryota, Metazoa, Arthropoda, Insecta, Hemiptera, Cicadellidae. The record is from RefSeq and is a predicted model, not a curated record.
AGUAUCAUUGGACAUCGACUUAUAAUCAAGAAGGCAGUGCGUUGUAUACUGUCUUGUCUACAAAAUUGUAUUUCUUAGUGUGUAACACGUUUUAUUUUAUAGGUGGUUCCAGUUGGUGUAUUAUAGUUUUGAUAUGACUUGCAAAUGUUGUAGGAUACAUGGUCUUGAAGCAGUUUGUACCGACAAAUCAAGCUACCAAAGGAAUUCACCAUUGGGAUUUAUCUUUUUAGUUUCUUAAAUAGAAAACGGUAACGGUAAAUAUACAUUAAAACUUCUGAAAAUGCAGCUUAGUUUCGCAAAAUUUUCUCUUCUUUUUUAAGAUUAACAUUGGUAUUUUUGAUGUAAUAGAGAAUGUGGUAGUGUUAGUGAGUGGUGUGUUGUAUACUGUAGGCCUAGACCAUAACAUGAGAUAGGCUACACGUGCGAUGACUAGUGGUCAUCGUACUUAUCGCAGAGGUGUCAAUAACAAUAACAAUUUAACCGCGGGUGAGCCGAGUGUGAGUGAGUGCCGCAGUGUGGUGUUGGGGGGACUUACUUUGCCGGCAAUUAACACUAGGAACAGUUUUGCACGCUGCAGACUUCCCAGGGAUGUUCUGAAUCACAGAUUUGAAAGCAACGGGAACGUAAGCACAAGUACCAGUACCGGCGGCAGACAGCUACCACAAGCAGCGGGAGGCGACUGUCGCAGCAAGCUCCGCCCAGUGCGCACCACGGGCUCUAGCAAUUCUGGCCUCGGACAGACCAAUAACAACGAACGGAAGCUUUCCCUACCACGUGUCAUCAACUGCGGAGCCGGCGGCUCUGUACGCAGGUUGUCGCGUGGGGGCACAGCUCCUCGCACCGCCACAGAGCCUCGUAGCCGCCGCAUCAUAGACAAGGCACACAAUGGUACCCCAGCCUCCGCCUCUCCCCCCAGCCAAGAGCCGGAGCCACAGCCCCCCGCCCCUACCCCCGCCCCUACUCCUGCCCCUACUCCUGCCCCUGCCACCACACUGCCCCCGCCCGAGCCGGAGCACACUGAGGCGGAGCCGCCUGCUGAGGAGGACGAUGACGAGGAGAAGGCUAUCGGGGUGUCUCAUGAUGGCAGGUUCCUUAAAUUUGAAGAAGAGAUUGGACGAGGGAGUUUUAAAACAGUUUACCGUGGCCUUGAUACACAGACAGGGGUUGCUGUGGCAUGGUGUGAGUUGCAGGAAAAGAAACUCAACAAAAAUGAGCGUUUACGGUUCAGAGAGGAAGCGGAGAUGUUGAAAGGGCUACAACAUCCAAACAUCGUCAGGUUCUAUGAUUACUGGGAGGUGACAUUAACGAAACGAAAGUACAUAGUUCUUGUGACAGAGCUUAUGACUUCAGGGACACUUAAGACUUACUUGCGGAGGUUUAAGAAGAUAAACCCUAAAGUGCUAAAGUCAUGGUGUCGCCAGAUCCUCAAGGGUCUGCAGUUCCUACAUUCUCGUUCACCUCCCAUCAUACAUCGGGACCUAAAGUGCGACAAUAUUUUCAUCACUGGAACCACCGGUAGUGUGAAAAUUGGAGAUCUGGGUCUAGCCACCUUGAAGAAUAGAUCUUUUGCCAAAUCUGUUAUAGGCACUCCAGAGUUCAUGGCCCCAGAAAUGUACGAGGAGCACUAUGACGAGUGUGUUGAUGUCUACGCCUUCGGAAUGUGCAUGUUGGAGAUGGCUACAUCAGAGUAUCCGUACUCGGAAUGUAUUGGUCCUGCUCAGAUUUAUAAAAAAGUUAUUAGUGGUGUAAAGCCAGCAAGUUUUGAUAAAGUAGAGAAUCCAGAAGUUAGAGAUAUCAUUGAGAGAUGUAUAAGACUGAAACGGGAGGAAAGGCCCGGCAUAAAGGAGUUGUUAGCUCACGAGUUCUUUGCUGAAGACGUGGGCCUGAGGCUGGAGAUGGUGUCCAGGGACGAAGCUGUUGUAUCAGAGACUACAAAAGUUGAAUUCCGGCUGCGAGUUAUCGACCCAAAAAAGCGUAGCAAUAAACACAAGGAAAAUGAAGCAAUUCAAUUUGAUUUUGAUAUGGCCACUGAUAAUGCUGAUGAGGUCUCAUCAGAAAUGGCCAAGUCUGGACUGAUACUGAGUGAAGACGCUCCGCAAGUGGCUAAGAUGCUUGUAGCUCAGAUAUCAGCCUUGGUGCGGGACAGGGAGGAUAGGAAGAGCCAUACUAAGACACCAUCUGUAUUUGAUGAUACAAUGGGAGUGAUCGAUGAUGGCAACUUUAUUCCUCUGGUCGAGUCCAGCAGUGUGCCGCAGUCACAACCAGUUCACUUUACUUCACAGGCAAGCCAAACAGCUGGAGCGUCACAUUCUGUCAUUGUUGUUCAACCAUCUCAACCUGGGCAAGGCCAGACUGUGACAUCGCAGCCACCGUCUCAACAACAAACACUGGAGAGCCUACAGCAACAGCUGUCACAGUCUCAGCAACAAACUCUGCAAGCACAACAGACAAUUUCACAACAGCAGCAACAGCUCAACCUGCAACAGCACCAGCUAUCACAGCAACAGUUAUCACAGCAACAGCCUCUCCAGUCUCAAAUUUCUCAACAACAGAUCUCACACCAGCAAAUUCCACAGCAGCAGUUUAGCCAACAGCAACAGCAAAUUCCUCCACAGUCAAUUCCUCAGCAACAACAAAUUCCUCAACAGUCAAUUCCUCAGCAACAGCAAAUUCCCCAACAGUCAAUACCUCAGCAACAGCAAAUUCCCCAACAGUCAAUUCCUCAGCAACAACCAAUUCCUCAACCGCAGCAAAUUUCUCAACAGCAAAUUCCUCAGCAACAGCAAAUUCCUCAGCAACAGCAAAUUCCCCAACAGUCAAUUCCUCAGCAACAGCAAAUUCCGCAACAACCAAUUCCUCAACAGCAGCAAAUUCCCCAACAGCAAAUCUCUCAGCAACCGUCAAUUCCUCAGCAGCAGCAAUUCCCACAGCAGCAGCAGCAACAGUCUUAUUCUCAGCUGCAGCAGCAGCAGAUUUCUCAACAUCAACCUCAGCUCCAAGGUCCUCCUCAACCUUCCCAAUCUCAACAAACAUAUCCUUCUCAACAGCAAAUGGCUCAACAACAAAUAAAUCAAUCCCAAAUAUCUCAGUCACAGCCAAUUUCUCAACAGAUCCUACAACAACAGCAAACCCCCCAACAGCAGCAAUUGCCCCAACAGCCAAUUGCUCAACAACAAAUGCCCCCACAGCAAAUAUCUAGUCAACCUUCAAUGCAAAGUCAUGUUCCUCAAGAUUCUCAGGAGCAGUAUCAAGAUUCACAUCAACAGUUUGUUCAACCGCCUGUUCCCGACCAGCUGAUCCCACCACAACUUGGAGUGCCCCAAACAUACACAGGCAUCCAACAGACUGCGCUCACACCACAACCUCAAAGUGGAGGCUUCAACUUUUUACCACAAGAACAUUCAGAACCGCAAGCAUUUUCAAAGUCUGAGCAUGAAGUGUUGGUACCUCCAUCUCUGAACUUCUUGAGUGUCAACGCAACCUACACGCCUCUCUACUCUCCAGUCCAGCCACCUCCCACCUCUCAGCUCACAACUGCUUCAUUAAAGGAUGAAGCUGGAACUGGUAUGGAGCCAGAAGUACCGGUAGUAACAGACACAGGACCUGACGUAAGUGAGAUGGACUCUCAGAUGGGGGUGCUUCCGCCACAAACUGUGCUUAAUCCUGCAUACUAUAGCCCAUACUACCAGUGCACUGCGCUCACUAACCCUCCCUCGGACAGUCAGACCGAGACCCCUCUAACAAAGGUUGUUGAUCAGCAACCGUCGCUACCUCUUGAUAGUUCUAGUUCUGAACAGAUCCCUUAUGCUGCCCCCCAAACUCAGUUAGAACAACGAGUUUCAUUCUCAGCUCCUCCUGCCCAGUUGGAACAUAACGGUCCAUAUACAACACUACCAGUCAAUCAACCCGAACAUGUUAUGUUUUCAGCCCCAACAUUCACUCAAACAGAGCAUCAGGUUCAGUACUCUGCGGCUCCAAUUGAUCAACCUGAUCUAGUCUUGCACACAGCCCCCCCUGUAGUUCAACAAGAACAAGUUCCUUUGUCUGCUUCUUCAGUUCAGCCUGACUUGGUUUCAUAUUCAGUUCCCCCACCAGAGCGGCAGCUCCAAUAUUCUGCUGCUCCUACUUCCAAUUCUGAACACCAAGUUUCAUAUUCAGCUCCUCCUGUUCAGCAAGAGCAAGCUGUUUUCACAGCACCGACAGUGGCUCAACCGGAACAUCAAGUUCCGUAUUCGAUGGCAGCGCCUAUCCACUCUGAGCGAGUUUCAUAUUCAACUUCUCAACCUGUUCAAAUAGAACAUCAAGUUCCUUUUACAACUGUUUCAAUGGUUCAAUCUGAGCAAGUUCCUUAUACUGGUAUUCAAAUAACUCAACCAGAAAAUCAAAGUCAGUAUUCUGGUACACCAGUUGCUAAACUGGAACAACAGGUUUCCUAUACUGCACAGGUUGCUCAACCAGAACAAGUUUCUUACACAGCUCCUCAGUAUUCUCAAACUGAACAGAAUUCCUAUAUUCCGCCUCCAGUUGUUCAGCAGGAACAGCAAGUACCCUUGUCAGCAACUAAUUUUUCUCAACCAGAACAUCAUGUAGCAUAUACUUCAGUUCCAGUUGUACAACCAGAUCCGGUUAACUUAACAGCUGCUCAAUUUACUCAAGGUACAUAUACAACACCUCAAGUCAUUCAACCUGAACAUCAGAUUCAAUAUUCAUCAGCUACAGUUAUUCAACAUGAACACACUUCGUAUGGAUCCCAAAUUAUUCCUCAAAAUGAUCACCAGAUAUCAUCAGCUGCUCCUGUUGUUCAAACUGAAAAUCAAGUUCAAUUUUCAACAGGGUCUGUUUCACAACACGACUAUUCUGUUCAAUUAUCAUCAGCUCAAUCUGAACAUCAAAUACAGUUCUCAGCUAUUACAUCACUUUCCCAACAAGAGCAGCAAGUUCCGGCCUCCGCUACUUCAAUUCAAACUGAACAUCAAGUCCAAUUCUCAGCAGCCCCUAAUUCACAAUCUGAAUAUCAAACCAGUCCACAGUUCUCAUCAGAUCCAGUUGCUAGAUCUGAACAUCAAGUUCAGUUCUCAACACCCUCAAUUGCACAACCAGAAUAUCAAGUUCAGUACUCCACAGCUCCUACAGUUCAAUCUGAGAAUCAAAUUCACUUCACAUCAGCACCGAUUGUCCAACCUGAACAGCAAGUUCAGUUUUCAACAGUCCCAAUACCACAACCUGAUCAUCAGGUUCAUUAUCCAACUGCUCCAGUUGUAGAAAACCAAGGUCAGUUUCCAACAUUUCAUCCUGACCACCAAGGCCAGUUUUCAACACCCACAGUACAACCUGAACAUCAAGUACAGUUCUCAGUAGCCCCAAUCCCACAACCCGAAUAUCAAGUUCAGUUCUCAACAUCUUCAAUUGUUCAGUCUGAACAAGUUCAUUAUUCAACAGCUCCAAUCAUUCAACCAGAACUUCAAUUCUCAGGAGCCCCAAGUGUUCAACCCGAACAUCAAGUUCAGUUUUCAUCAGCCCAAAUAACACAACCUGAGUAUCACCUUCAGUUCUCAACAGCUCCAGUGUCUCAAUCUGACCAAAUUAAUUAUUCAACAGCCCCACUGAUUCAGUCAGAACAUCAUGUUCAGUUUCCAACACUCCCAAACAUUCAACCUGAACACCAAGUUCAAUUCUCAACAGCCCAAAUUCCACAACCCGAAUAUCAAGUUCAAUUCUCAACUGCUCCGACUGUUCAAUCUGAACAAGUUCAUUACUCAACAGCCCCAGUCAUUCCAUCAGAAAAUCAAGUCCAGUUCUCAGGAGCACCAGGUGUACAACCUGAACAAGUUCAUUUCCCACCAACAGGAGUUGCCCAAUCCACUUAUCAAGUUCAAUUUAAUGCACCUCUCCUCGCUCAACAGGAUUACCAAACCCAGUACACAGCACCUACAACCCAGCAACCAGAGAAUCAGUAUGCGUCAUCUGAGACACAAGCUGUUUAUGCAGCACCUCAGGAGCAAAUUCCAGUAAGACCCAAUACAGGUUAUAAUGAGGUAGUUCAAGAGCCAAUUCAAAAUUAUCUGGAGCAGAUUCACACUGAAGUUCAGCAAUCAUCCACAUUAGAAACAACCCAAGCUUUUCUGAGUGCUCCCCAGUCCCCGCUUAGUGUAGACCAGCUUCAGAGGAAAAUGUCCUGUGAAGACCAUCAGUGCACCUGUGACUGUCGAUGCCAGCUGCUGCUGGUGGCGGACCCUGACACUAAUCCCAGUGACUCAUUGGUACAAGUUUGUAAUGAGCCCCAUCGAGAGUUGGACCAGAACUCUACCACGUCAUUACAAGAUGGUGACAUGGAAGCAGGAACUGCUGGCUCUGAAAUAGUGACAGAUAUGACGAAGAAAGGACUGACAGUGAAGCGCCGUAGCAGACCAUCAGGCCCCAAGCUGACAGUGUUGAGUGCCAGGGAAGGACAAGUGGAGUGUCAGCUGGAGACCAACAAGAUGAAGACAGUCUUUCAGUUCAAUUUGGGUGACACAGUGCCUGCCGAUGUAGCAAACAAUUUGGUGCGUGAGAAACUCCUCCCAAGUGCCCAUGCUGAACUGAUCACAGAACUACUUAAGGACCUAGUUCGGCAGUUGAAAGAGACUCCAGAAAAGCUCCCUGUUCUUGACUCCACGGGUAGCCCCAUCAGGAAACCCAGGAGAGAUGAGACAACGAGCAAAUCAGUGGAGGAACAGCCAGUGUCAAAGCCUGUUCCGAUGCGCAAGAUCUCUCGGUUCCUCGUCAGUCCAGUGGUCGAGUCCGCUACCAAGGUGGUGUCCGGUGAGUCUGAAGACCUGCCAAGCCAUGAAAUCACCCCUCCAGACACUGUGUAUUCAACCACCAAUGAUGUAGAUGAUGGCACAAGGUCGGAGAGGAGUUCUGGGGCUGCAUCUAUCAGCACUCCCCCUGUCCACCAGCUGACCCCCGACACCACCAUCAUGCCCCCGCCUGAGUCUCACCCCAAACUGUCACACCAGAACUCUCUGGACAACAAUGGAGCUGGUACUGCUCGUAGUACGAUAGCAGAUCUGCAGCAGAAGCUGGUCCAGCUGACAUCCCAGCCCUCGGAGUUGUCUAUUGGUGGGACACCACCCUCGCACCCCCCCACCCCACACACUCAGGCCAGCUAUGAUUCCUACAUGCUCACCCUCCAACAGAAACUGGCCUCCAUCUCUCAACCGCUGGCUCAGGAUGAAAUAAAUAAUGAGAAGGGUUUUGGAGUGACGGAGUGUGGAAAUAGUAACGACGGGCCCCUGUCCCCCCAGAGUACGAUACAUGGAUUAUCUUCAGUAGCUACUCCAGCAGAGUACGACCUUCCUCUAGACGAAUUGGUUGCUGUUAGUGGUGAAGACCACAUGAUCAUCAACUCUGUGCAGUCUCAGGUGUCCAUACAGAUCCCACACAACGAGGAACCUGUGGUUACUCCAGUGGGUUCUCUGGAGCUUGCCUCCACUUUUGUGUUGCCUACUGCUGCUGCUGCUGCAGCUCCUGCUGCUGCCGCCGCCGCCGCUGCUGCUGCUCCUGCUGCUGCUGCCGUCUCCACAUCACACCACCUGAUCAAACCACAGCUGUCGGUGGACUCUGCAAUGGUGACGGCGAUGGAGCAGCGACAGAGCAGGCUGGCUCGUCCCGUGCCCACCGCCUCAGACCUGCACAAUCUGGAACAGGAACUAUCCAAGAUAACUGUUAGGUCUACACCAGUGCUGCCGCAGCCUGUCUCUUCCAUUCCUCACACGGUUCCUCUGUUAACAACAGUCGUGGCUACGCCCAGCACAGAGUCUUUACUAGUUUCUCAGGAGUUCCCCCCAGUUGAGGAUAUGUCUCCCCCAUCACCUAAGCCUGUUGUCAGGAAAGUGUCCAGGUUCCAAGUGAGUGCAGUACAGGAAGAUCCCUCUGCCGUCACUCACUCUCCUUCACAUUCUAACUCUUCAGCGGGAUACAUGUUCCUAACAGUUGGGUCUUACCUGCAAGAUGUGGGAUCGGCAGUGUUACAGCUGAUACAUUCUGUCUGCAGCUUCUUCGAACGUAGAGAGGAGCGUAGGGGCAGGUUCAGUGUGGUGACACAGGAUGCGCCUAGCCUACACCUGCUGCACAUGAACCCUGGACUCCCAUCUCCUUCAUCAACCCAGAGUGCGGGACAACCUGUGAGGAGGAUCACCGCCACAGGUAUCCCAGUUGCAGUUUCCCGGGUCCGGGAAGAGGCUCGGAUGAGCCGUUGGCCCAGUGAGGGUCACAUCAGAGUGAGUGAUAAGCAGCCUAAACAUCUGCUUAGGGACAAACUAAAGAAUGCACACAGCAUGAUUGAGCUUGCCACCGCCCCACUCUCUGUAUCUCGCUGUCACUCUGUCAUCUAUCCUUUGUAUGUAGCAGACGACACAGAGCACUCACAGCUGUUUGAUGCCAGCAGUGAAGAAUUGAAGGCACUACUCUCAAGGCACAGGUUGGAGCUUGAAGAGCUUCAAAGGAGGCACAGGGAGGAAGUGGAGGCAUUAUGUCGUCAGCUGACCAGCUCAGUUCCUCAAGCGCAGCCCUUUGUAACGCAAGGUGUCAGUGGACAGGGCAGUCUGGAAGGAUUCAGCACUGCACCCCAGUCUCCCGACACCCAGUCCAGGCCAGAUACUCCGAGGUAACCUCCAUCCCAUACCUACAGCCCGCCCCGCCCCGCCAUUUUACUACUCCAACACCAUUUAAGUAUUUAUUUAUUAACUUUAGCUUUUAAUGUAUCGCGUGGAUUUUAUUUCAGCAACUACUAUAUUGUACAGUAAUUUAAUUACAAUUUGUGAUUUCGAAUGGUUUGUUGUUUUUUUGUAUUUAUUAUUUUCUAGCUGAAGUCAAUUAGCUGUAUCCUAAUUUGUGUAAAUAAAAUAAAUAAAUCAAAUAUAUCAAUCCUAUCAAUUUAUGCUAAUUUUUUUACAGAAUAUUUUUUUAAUUAAUUGUAUUUUGUCUGGCUUUAGGAAUGUAGUCUGCAAUCCUAGCCAUUACUGGAGUAAGAUCAUUUUAAUAUUUAACAACUCAACUCACAUGAGUGAGUGUACAAUUUAUUUACUCUGUAUGCUUCUCUGUAAUACUUCCAUAUCAUAUCAGCUUUGUUGUUUCAACAUUUUAACAUAACAUAUUUUACUGUCCCAGGUUGUAUUUUAAAUUUAAACAAUGUUGUGGGUCCGUUUAUUUUCCAUAUGCAAUAAUCAUAUAACUGUAUUUAAAUGAGCAUAUAAAAUAGUUUUAAUUUCUGCUAUUUUUAUCAUUCAGUAAUUUGGUUGAGUCAGUAACAUGUUUUGUUACUUGUUUUGCAAACUACAUCAAAUAAUUAAAUAACAAAUUUUGUCUUAUAGUACCACAAAGUAUACAUACACUUUGAAUAGCCCUCCACAUAUGGCUAAUAAUAAUCUUAGCAUGUCUUACUGUUCAUCCAGCUCCUAAGGUACAUUUAAGAAGAAUGAGGAAUACUGGAUAUUUGCGCUGUGAUGUUAAGUAUAUUUUUACAGUAAAAAAUAAAAUAGUAGCUAAUUUUUUAUUUUAAAAUUUUAAAUAAAAACAUAUUAGUCCCAUUCAUGUUUAGCUAAGUUUUAAAAAGCACAUUGAAAUAAUAUUGUAUAUAAAUGACAUGACUGAGGGUUGUAUAUAAGUGGUCAGGCACACACUUAAGAGUAGUUUGUAUAAAAAUAACGAAAAUGAACGUUAGACUGACUGUGAUCAGGGUAUCCGAGGCCCGAAUGUAAGUAAUGUCAUUCUUCAGUGUUAUCAAUAUUUUAAUUAGACACUGAUAUAAUAAAUUUCACUGAAUUUAGCCUAUCUGAUACAGAGUAAAUCUAUGAUUCUAGUUCAUUUUUCUAGGCAUGAAGUAUCGCAAUUGUUAUCAGAAGUACAUAAACUUCCCUAAGCUUACUAAUGUGGGCAUCUGCUUCUUUGUAUAAACUAUUUUAAAGUACACACUGUUCAUUGUAAACAGACAGGUUUUAUCGUACUGUCUUUAUUGUGAUCCAAAUUUUAUAUCACCAUUAAUUACUCUUCAUGAAUUAUACAGAACUGGACCAACACUCAGGUAUUUGUUGUAGAAAAUUGAUGUUGCUGCAAGGUUUUAAGCAUUGAAAACUACCACAAAAUUAUAUGGAUUUUAUCAUCUUAUAGUUGUUAUUUGAGCCAUUAUAGAAUAAAUUUUUGAAACUAAAAUAAAGAAUUUGAAAGUGAUUGUAAUGUUUAAUAUUAUAUUAAAAAUAUUGGCAGAAUUCAAACCAGUGUGACCAACCAGCAUUUUAUAAAUGAUUGCGUAAUCAUUUGCAGUUACAUCUAGGAAGCUGUCAAGGUUACUUGGGUGUAAUAUAGUAUCUAAGUACAAUUGGCAUGUUUAUUUUAAUUUUUUAAUGAUUGAAGAUAGAAUAAAUUUAUUUAAAUGCAAUGAUACGUAAGUAAUUGGCUUGUAGAGAAGCAAAAUAAAUUUAAAUUCAUAACUUAUGAUAAUAGUUACAUACAUUAUAUAAACUUAUGAUAUUACUGAUAGUAAAGCCUGUAUAAAUAUAAUUUAUAAAUAAAUAAUUUUUUCUUUA